UAUGUUUUUUUUUUGCGUGUGUUUAAAAAGGCAGAAGCGUUGGUAUUUUUAUCCCCCCUAAUUUCCUGUAGGUCCUUACGCUUCCCUGCAAAAUGGGAGCCCUGCUGGUGCCAGUGCUGGAGUGAUGGGGACAAGAGAUGCGCUCAACAGCUGGUGGCACCAGGCCGUCCCCAUUUUACGUGUGUGCCUAUGUCUGUGUGCCAUCCCAGUCACUGAUCCUAGGCUCCUCUCUGGCCAUCAGAGCUGCCUCCCACCCAGGGGUGCACGUGGGUGCCUGCAGGCAGCGUUCCCCCUUCCUUGCUCCCUCCGAGCCGCUCUCCGGCCACGGAGACGGGGGCUGCCUGGCUCUGGUACACACUGAGCACCUGCUGUGCCCAGCACGUCCAAAAAUUGUGCCUUUUCCAUGUGUGCAUGGGGAUUUCAGGGCUCAAUGUGAGGUGUUUGAAGAGGUGGUCUCGGUCGGAGCCUGCCCGGAGUCGUGCUGCUUAAACGCGGGUUGUAGCUGCGUCGGGAGGGGUGUAAACGAGCGCAGUGUUGGAUCAGCUCCUUAAUGAGCUGUGCUGCUCCAAAUCUCGCCCUUGGAGGUGCGUGCGUCUCCCCAGCACAGCCGGGGAUAGGAUUUGGCCCGGUUAUAUCUGCGGUGCAAAAAGGACCGGAGGAUUAAUGGCCGAUCACUUCUCGGGCUGGCAGGAGCCCUGGGUCCCCACCUCGCCUGCAGCCACAGCGCGGGGCAGACGGAGGCACAGCUCAGCACCAGAAUCCUCCCGAUUUACCUCUCCCAUCUCCCCAUAAAAUGCACCGUCAGCUCCGCCACCAGCCAGCAGCGCUCAGCCUGCAGCCGAAAAACCUCCUGCCGUCACCCCGAGCCUCGGGGGCCGCCUGGGGAGACGCCGGGGAGCUCAGCCUCCACCGUCAGCCUCCUCCCGGCGCGUUGGCCGGCCCGGGCACGGUUUUGGAGGCGGUUUUGGUGGAGCCCUGGCUGGUUUGGUUCCCUACCUGCCCGUGCAUGUGGCUGAGCAUCGCGUCGGGCCCCUCCAGCGGAGCCUGCGCGUUGGCUGCAGUUUCUAUGGUUACUGCAGCGCCCGGGGAAGAGCAUUUGGCUGGAUGCUGGGGCUGGCAGGACCCGCGUCUCCCUCCGGAUCCGCCAGAAACUUGACAGGGAGCCGGCAGAUUAAAGCCAGACAAGAAAGGGCAGAGACGCGGCCCCCCCUCGACAAGUCCCUGCAGCUUGCAGGAGGGAGACCCUGGAGGGUUAGCAGGGCAAAGCCUUUUGCAGCAGAGCAAAGCUUUUUGCUCAACUGAAGCCAGGAGAGAAGUGCCAGGUCUGCUCUAGCCCAGCACAUCAAAUGGCUGAGCCGGACCCAGCGUGGUCCCUGUGAGUUGUGUGGCCUUACCAAGCACCAAACAUCCAGGCUGGCCUCUCCAGAGCCACGUCGCAUCUCACCAGCAGGAUCACGCCUGCAGCACCAUCCACGUGCUCUCCCCGGGUUUCAGCGCGCCUGCGUGGGUGGCAGCGGGAGCAGCCUCUCGGGGCUGGCUGCAGCUCUGCCUGCAGGAGAGCUGCUUGGAAGGCAGCCUGGGCUUCUGAAGGAACGAAACUUUUACUGGAAAUAAGGCUUUCCCCUCCGAUUUAUUUUCCUUGUCGUGAAGGCAUCGUGGUCGAUUCUGCUGAAGGAAAUGAAAGGCAGUUUCAGUCCGUGUUCUUAAAAUCUCUGGAUUGGUUUUGAGUCCGGUCAAAGGACGAAAGUUCUUGGCUGGUUUUUAUUUCAAACCUCUCCUGCCCCACUUGUCUGCCUGGAGAGCCAAACCCCAAAGCGCCUAGCUCCAAGGAGGGGAACAUUUUGCACAUGGGCCAGUUUGUGUUCAUUUCAAGGCUGUUUUUACUUGCUGUAGGCAAAUGUCACUGGGCUCUUUCUGGUGUCGCUUCGCUGUUCCCCAGCAGUUUCCUGAAGAAGCAGUAGGAAGCUGAACAUGUACAUACAUCUCUGCAGCACUCGGGUAUUUCCAAGUGAUGCAACUCGGAUUCCUUCCCUCGCCACCCCCCUUCCCCUGCAUUUCAAACCCUGUUUUGGCCUCAAAGUUCAGCUUGGGGCUUUUUUUUUUAUUACUGUUUCAGAGCUCUGGAGGCAGAGCGGGAGGAGGUGGGCAGCCCGGAGCGAGGGCGGUGCAGGCAGGGUGGCUGGGGAGGGAGAAGCUGCCCCGUCGGGGAGCCCUUGUUGCAGCCUGUAGGGCCGUCUGUGGCCGACUGUGUAACCCUCCCACAGUCAGGACCCAUCAGCAGGUGAGAAAUAAUAUCGGAUAUUUGCAGGCUAGCUGAAACCUCUGGAUCAGACUGGGAGCGUGCUGUUUCAUGUGCGAGACCUGCUACCCUUCUCUAAGGAGAUCUCCUUGAGCAUGUGUUCAAACAACAGGUUGUCCUCCUCUGCUGGAUGCUCCGUGAAGCUUGGCCAUUGCUUGAUGGAAAUUUGCAGCUUCCUACCUGGCCACGGCUUCAGGUUGCGUGUGUCAGGGUGACACUGCGAUGCUGCUGCUCUCCGUCCAGCGUGCGGAUGCUCUGCUGUAAGGUUUUGCUUGCUGAGGCUUUCCCCUUGGAUAUUCUCCCCAAAAUGUGUACUGUCAAUGGGUUUGUGACAAUAAACCAGCACGGGGGGGACCGUUCCCGUUUUGCUCAUCCUCAGCCUUCCCAGGAGGGCAGCACGGAGCCAAAGCCUCUUUGCUGCUUGCAAAAGGUGUAAGCAGGAGGGAUCUGUCCAGUGGUUUGCUCUAGCGGGACAUGAGACUGGGAUGGUGAGCUCAGAGAGGGGGAGGAGAGAUGUUUUCCUGUCCACAGGGACCUUACAAGAAAAAAUUCUGCCCUCCUACUGUAUAGGACAAACCCUUCUGCAUUAACCUGCCGGAACUUUCCAGUGAGGUUUGGGUUUUCUGAGGCCUGUUCUGGAGUAACCGGUGACAGUGCCUCCAGCCCGCGUGUGGGCUGAGGGGAGCCAACUUUCACCCUCUUGACUCAAUGCAGGACUGACGUCUCGCUUACCCUGAAGGUGCCGGGCAGACCUGAGUUUCCUGAGGUCCUGCUGUUCCCCACUUUAGCUCCCGUUUUCACCUCGAUGAGACCAUGCAGCCAGGACCACCCGUGUCCUCUAGUUCCUGCGUGCUGCAGCUCGUUGGGCAAUACCCCGUGUUUUCUGAGCCCUCGUGGUCACGCUUUGCACCUCGCCCACGUGUGUAGAGCUCUGCGGAGCCCUGACCUCGCCGUUCCUCCUGCUGCCGUGUUCCCGAAGCCCUCGGGGAAGGAUUUUGGCCGGGCCCCGCAACCUGUGUAUUUGUGGGGACCGGGAUCUCCAGCACCAAGGUGGGGAAACGCGACAAGCUGGGCGUUUUUGCCUCUCCUUUUUGCGGCAGCGUGGCUAAAGGCGGAGGCAGAUUUGACGGCACGCUUGUUUCACUACACGGGGAACGUCUGAUCCCAGGCACAUUGAUUUCACAGCACUUAGCCGCACAUUUCCUGGGCAGGAGUUCUGCAAGUGCGGGUUUGGUGCUGCUUUGUGUUCCCUUAUCAGAUGGAGAGCGAGAAAACAUCUGACACCAACACCGGGGCAGAGUGGGAGGAGAGGGAGAGUUUAAGUCCUUGGUCGAGUUGGUGGGAGCAGUUUCCCUUGCUGAUUAUGAAUUCACUGUUGUAGUUUGGCUGGGUUUUGGUUGCAGGGAGCACAGUUGGGAUCCCACUGCCUCCAGCAGAACCAAAGCUGGCCCAAAGGGGACCCAAGGGGCCCUGGGUGCAGGAGAGACCCCAGAGGAGAGGACCCAGCCUCAUUCAGCCUCCUCUCCCGACGGGUCCAUCCUCGUACCUGGUAAUGGGUCAAACCUGGGAGCCGUGACUCAGCCUGAACUUUCAGUGGCUUUUGCACCUGGCGAUUUAAAUAUCUGUCUGCAGGGGAGGUGAGCACCAAACGGCAUCCCUGGGUACCUCCUCGAGAGGUUACCUUCCCCUUUCUCCCCUCCAGCUGUUUGCUCUCUCCCUCCUGCCGCUGCCUCCCACCUCCACCCCGGCUCAGAAGAAUGGGACACGAAUGCUCCCACCUGAGCCGCUUCGGUACAAGGGCUGGCAGCAUCCUCCUUUCAGCUCCUUGGGGAAAGGGGCUUUAGGGGAAGCUGCCAGGCUUUGCCCAGGAGCCAUGGAGGAGAGCACGAGAGAUGUUCCACCAGCAGCAGGAGCCUCGGGCGCAAGGGAGCAGCCGAAGGAGCCGCCGGGGGUGGCGGCAGUGCUGAUAACAUCUGGACCCACCCGAGGAGAGCGCAUCUCCCGAUGCUGGGCUCCACGAGGAAGAAAAACCUUGAAACCAAGGAAACGAGGGAGACAAAAAGGAAAACGUCGGCUCCUGCGAGGCGGAGCAAGCUGGCUGCGGCACCCCGGGGUGAGGGUGGGUGCUGCCGUGCUGGGGCACAAAGGUGAGCGGUGGUGGUGCAGGAGAAGGGGGAGAAGGCGAAAGGAAGGGCAGUACGGGGGGGGCAAGUGGCAGAAGAUGGAGUCCUUCGCCUUGAAAGAGGGAGUGGGAACGUUUGGCAGGUCGGGAUAGCUCCACAAGGGAAGUCCUGCAUGCCAAGGUGGCUUCAGCUGCAGCCUGGGCCACUUGGAGGAGACUGUUUUGGUGCAGGAGGUGUGGUGGAAGAGGCGAGCAGAGGUUUUUAGGGAAGCUGUGGAGCAGACAGCAGCUGGGGUGGGCUCAGCAAGCCCACGAGGAGCUGGUCCAAAAGUUACGGGGACAGCUCGGGAUGGGGAGCACGUGCGUGCGGUCGCAGCCAUGGCCGUGCCCAGCACUGUAAAUCGCAGCGCUGCAGCUCAGAGGCUCCACUGAAGGAAAUAAUCCUGGCCAGGUUUGCGAAUUCCCCCUGAACAACCCCAGUUUUCCCCACCAAGCGGCAGCACCCCGCGAUCUCCAUCAUGGCACGUGCAAAAUGAUGCCAGGCGACACGAAGCAGCGUUUUGGCGAGCGGCGGCGGGCCGGGUGGGCAGAACCCGAUCUGCCCCAGUUUUCCCCCAUUUGGGCUGGCACUGAGCGGCGUCCAGCUUACAGGGGGGCACGCUGGCAGCCCCCCACCCCUCUCCCCGUGCCCCCCAUCCCGUGCUGCCCCUCGCACGGCGGCUCGCCCCGCUCCGCAGCCGCGUUGCGCCGGGGGACGGCAGCGUGCUCUUUUCCUGCGCGUCCCCCCGAGGGUUUUUUCCAUUACACAGGCAGAGCAAGAGCGGAGCUGCCUCGCGCGCCCGGCUCCCCCGCCUGCAACCUCUGGCACCGCUUUUCCAGCGGCACAUUGUGCAAAUGUAACCUUUCAGCAAGCCGCUCCUACGGCAGGAAGCCGUGGGGCCGCCGCUGCUGCCAGGAACGCAGCCGGCGCGGAGCUGGAAGGCAGCCCGUUAAUCAGAGCCGGCUGACAGCGAGGCGCAGCCUGCCCAGCAGAUUUCGGCUCCCUCUCCCUCGCCCGGCCGUGCCUGAGCCUCUCCCACUCGCUGCGGCUCGGCUGCGCUUUCCUCCUGCCGUUCUGCCUCCCUUUCUUCAUCCUCCUCAUCCUCCUCUUCAUCCUCACGGGGUGUCCGGCUGGGUUUGCUCCCUGCUCCGGGCUCCUUGCUCACUGCUGUGUGGGGUGAGACCUGCCCUCAGCGCAGGGCCUGGCGUGGCCAGGGGCAGGGGGGUCCCAGUGGGGGCUCCGUGUGCCAUCCCCUGCGGCCGAAGCACCCCCAGCACCCCCCACAAGCAAUGCUUGCACCCACACCAAGGCAAAACGCAGACCAGAGCAUCAAACCCAUCGCCACCUGGCAGCACCAUGCCCAGGACACUGAUGGAAACCCAUGUGUGGCUAUGGGGGGGGCUCACUGUGGGACAGAGCCCCCGUUCCUGAGCCCCCAGACACUGGGAGGGGGUCUCCCAGCAGGGACACCCAGCUGGGUGCUCCCCAGCAGGCACAGCUCAGCUGGACUGCAGCGUUUUGCCCUCUCAGAACAAACCAGCAGCAUUUUGGGGAAGCCCCUUGCCCACCUCCAGCCCGCUGGAAAACCCAAAACUGGAGCUGUGGGCCCCGCGGGGAGCAUUCAGGCUGGGGGAGGUGGCCGAGGUGACAGCCAGCAGUGUCACUUUGGGUGGAGUUUCCCCAAGCUGAACGCAGGCUCGUGCCCUGGGGGAGCCCAGCACAGAGCAGAAGAAGGGGCAGGAGCCCUGCUGUCACCGUCCCCGUGCCCUGGGCUCUUGCUCCCUGCCUGCCUUUAUUUUUCGUGUCGUUUUCUUCCUGGCUUCGAAGCAUUGAAGUGCUGCAUUGUAGCAUCUGAUUUUGUGGUAUUUCCAGCCCAGCUGGAAGCAGGAGGCACUAGAAACCGAGAGAUGGAAAGAAAGAAAAAAAAAAUCAAUCUGGCAAGAUUUCUUCUUGCUGCCGAGUUCACCAAAACCUGGGUGCUCGGAGAGCCUCGCUGCUGGCGCUCGAGCCCAGCUCUUCUCCUCUUCCGCCCUCUCCUAAUUUCUGGGCUUUGCUCACCCCAAAACCAUCCUCUCAUUCCCCAGUUGCUUUCAGGACACAACACAAAGCACGACCCGGGUGCCGGCGUCGGGGCCGGGCGGAUAACGCAGCCGCUGAAUUUAUUUCACCUUUUCCUCUGGUUGCGAAUUGUCCGGGAGCAGAUGGCGAUUUUCUCAAGUGUGUCCCUUCUUCGAAGGCGCUCACUGAGACAGCGACGGCUCAAACAAAUCCGAGCCCCCCUGCAAAGCCAUCAUUUGGUCUUCCCAUCUGCCCAGCCUCUGCUUUCGGCCUGGGCUCGGCUUCAGCCAGCUCCGACGAGCGGGGCAGGAUGGGGACGGGGUCGGGGUGGUGCAGCCCUGUGUUUGUCCCCUUAGUUCUGUGACACGGAGCCAUGACAGCCAGGGCAGCCUUUAGGGUUAAAAAAAAAAAUAGGGUGGAAAGCAUUUAGGGGUGAAAGCAGCCUGGCCUGGCCUGGUAAUCCUUGGGUGCCAGGGGUAUGAGGCAGCGGGUUGUUUCGGGGCCCCUCGUUCAUUAAUUAAAUGGAGGUUGUCAGGAGAUUUUAGGAUCCCAAUGCUGGGUUUUGGGGUUUUGGGGCUGUGCUCGUGCAGUGCCAGCAAUGGGCGAGAUGAGCUCGGCUCUCACCAACAAGGUGCCCAGUUCCAAACUGGGGAGCUGCCUCUCCGAGGAGGCGCCAGGGAGUUUGUGUUCAGCCUCCCCGCCUGGGCCAGGAGCCUCGGGGGAGGAAAGGGAUGCUUUUAGUGCACCCGAACCCCAGAACAGCCCCAGGAAACCUCACGUGGGGCUGCGCACGGUGGUCCCCAGGCCAGUGGCACAGCCUUCAGAGCCCCAAAAUGGGCUGAGCCAGGGGAACAUGCUCCUGGGCCCCUCUGCUCCCCUUCCCAGCUGCAUUUUUCCUUCUCCCCUUGUGCCCCCCCAGAGGAGGUCUGUGGGAAGGGGCCAGGACCCCCUUGCAGGGGACGUGGGGAGGGGGCCGCUGUGUAACCGGACCCCCCUGCGCGGCCCUGCGCCAGGAAUGCCUGCGCCGAGGGGGGGCUGCCAGGGGCUGACAAAGGGUGAGAGGCUUUAAAAUGCAGUUUCCUCUCCCCCUUCCACCUCCCCCGUGGGUUAAACAAAUACCACCACCACCCCCCGGCCUGGGGAUGCCUCCCCGCGUCGAGCAGCCCUUUGUUCCCAGGCUUUUGUUUCGGGAAGGGGCCGGGACCCCCCCCCCCCCCCCGGCCUCCCCCAGGGACCCCCAUGCGGACCCGGUCCUGAGCUGCCCGGGGUGCUGAGCAGGAGGCAGGGGGUGAGGGCUGGCUCUGUGCCUUGUCACAGGGCCUGGGGACACCCCCAGAGCCACCUCGGUGGCCGCCAGCUGCUGUCCCCCCCCCGCUGACGGCACGGCCGCUUUUUGCCAGUCCCUGGAGGCAGGAGAAGGGAGCUGCUGCUCGUCCUGUCCCCGCUCUGUCCCCUCCUGAUGUCACAUCGCCACCAGCCUUCGGGUCUUCACCUGGGUAUGGCCAUCGGCCUCACCCCCCGGAGCACCCCCAGAUGGUAAUGCACAUCCAGCACCCAUGGGACCUCAGAGGAGGGGGGCCCUGGCUGCGUCCUGGUGGAAAAAACCCAAACCAAAGCCUGGGGGUGCUGCAGAGACCCCUGCCCACCCGGAACCCCUCGGGUCACUUCUUAUUUCCCAUCCCAAAAGCCAAGGCACAAACGCCCUGGGCAGGCAUCGCUUCAGGCAGUAUCCUUCUGGAGCAAGAAGCUGGGGGAAUGAAACCUUUGGAGGGUGGAACAACCCCGAUAUGCCCAGGGAAACCUCCAGCCACCUUCCCUGCCCGUGACGCUGUUGUGCUGCGUAAAAGAAACUCCGGAAUUAACCAAAAGCAAAAGGUGAGACCCGAAAUGAACCCUUUGGAGGGCAGCCCCUGGACGGGAGCACUGCAGAUGUUGCCUGUUCCUGCUUUGCAUCAGGAAUCACACGAAGAAAAUAAAUCUCUGUUUGUUUGUUUGUUUGUGUGUGUGUGUGCACAUUGAAGCUGUGAAAGCAGCCCCGGGAUGGGUGGAAACAUUUUGUCCCAGCCUCAGCUCCCCCUUCCCAUCCCUGUCCCCAUGGCGCUGGGUGCUGACGCUGCUCCAGCCUCUCCGGCCAGCUGCGACCAGGGGGUGAGGAGCCUCUCGGGCCACAAAACCUCCUGGAUCCCCCCCCACCUCUGUGAUUCCCCAUUACCAGGAGGGGGAAGAUGCCCCAGGACACCGCUCCCUAAGGGCUGGAACCCCCAGCAAAGCUCUGCUGGGGUGGGGGCCGAAGCAGGAGGGCUGGCACAGGGCAGCUGGGGGUGCUCAGCACCUUUCUGUCCCCUGAGUUUGCAGCUGGAUGCCCCCAGGGAGCAGCACUGGAGUUGCACCAAGCACCCCAGCACCUGAACACCCCAGCACCCAGCACCCAGCACCCAGCACCCCAGCACCCCAGCACCCAGCUCUCCGGCCGCGGCACGGCCCCAGCUGAGCGCAGCGGGGAGGCUGCAGCCCCCCGGGGGAGAGCAGCCCCGCAGCCCCAGCGCCGCGCUCGUCACCCAGACAAGAGAUCAAUAACUAAUUUCGCUGCAGCAGCAGCGCGGGUUUUUUUCCAAUAAUUGUGAGCCGGCUGUUGGGAAUGAGGCUCUCAGCACCGCUCCACACUAACCUGCACCCGAUCAAUCGCCACACCGCUGGGGCAGCAGGAAAACUCAUUUUUCUCUUUUUCUUCCCUCUCGCCAGCCUCCUCCCGCUCCCUCCUGCCUACCCCCGGCUUGGUGCUGCCAGAGGGGCUUCGGACGAGCUUAGGCUGCGUCCCCUCGCCCAGUGGGGUGCGGGCUGGUGGAGCUGUCCCCAUGCGUGGUGGCAGCCCUGGGCUGCUCGUCCCGUGCCAGCCCACAGUCCUGGAGGUUUGGUCCCAUCUCCCGUGGGCCAGCACUGAGCAUCGGGCUCAGCAUCCGACACGAGGAUUGCAGAGGAGUGGUUUCACCUCUCCUUUGUGGAGAUAAGGAGCCCCCGUUGGGUGCCCUGGCUACCGGGCUGUGGAUUUAGUGGCCCGUUGGAGCCUUUACAUCAUGGCCCUUAUAUUUUCAGUGACACGGGGAAAGCUCUAAGAUUUCAUCCUGUGUGGGGUCGGUUUGCGCUAGCUCAUGAGCCCUGCUGAGUUUCUCCUCUAUAACUACUUCUAUGUCUGUAACUGCACCGUGCCUCAGUUUCCCCAUGCGUAGCUGCAAGAGCUGGUGCUGAGAACACCCCUCCUGCUCCCCAAGCCAGCCGGGUCUGGGCCCAGGGCUGGAGCCGGGGCUUGUUCCCAGCUCACAGGGCCUGGGGUAGGGCUUGGUUUUGGGGUCCCCGCACUGAUCUCUAGGGUCCCCAAAUCCAUGCAACCAGAAGGCAUCAGGGAGCGACGCUGCAUGCAGCACCCCCUGCUCGUGUGCUUCGCUCCAGCUUGGGGACGGUGCCGCAGGGGUGUGCAGUCCCCACCCUGAGCAACGGCCCCAGCAGGCAGCCACCAGAACGCAUUCAUGCCUUUCUGGUGAACCAGCUCGUGACUCCUACAAUUCAUAUUUUCCUUAACCCUCUUUCUAUGCUCUGAUUUUUUAUUUGCAUCGUGCCCUGGCUGUGUCGGGCUUGCAGAUCUCACCCUAGCACCACCUGGCCAGCAGCUACGAAUCACGAAGCAUCGGCCGUGCCCGGAGCAGCCGAGGUUGCUGC
This is a messenger RNA of Cygnus olor (mute swan), 10233 nucleotides long. RefSeq lists its product as uncharacterized. Bases 5751 to 6875 code for a protein of 374 amino acids. NCBI's taxonomy places the organism in Eukaryota, Metazoa, Chordata, Aves, Anseriformes, Anatidae. The record is from RefSeq and is a predicted model, not a curated record. The transcript is spliced from 4 exons.